CUGCCGCGUGUGCCGGCACGCUCGCCGCCGCGCUGCCAGCGGCGCAUCCAUCUCGGUUCCCGGCACUUCUCCUCCCAGCACGAACUUUUGAGAGGAGCCCUAAAUGAAUUACUUCCAGGUGAAAGGGUAGCACUCCCCUUCUCCCGCACAGCUCCGCACUGCCAACAGCCCUCCAGCCCCUGUUGCGCCCAUGCUAACAAAGGCCUGACAGCUUUUCAGUGCAGGGGAGGUGAAACACUAAUUGGCAGAACAAAUGAGCCUGCAGAAUAAUUUUCAGGCAGGAAUUCCCCUGAAUACAGCAGCUACCUACGGCCGGCUGGAGGUUUUAAAUGUGACGUCACCAGCUGGGUUAUUUCCACCAUCAUCCGGCACUGCCUUCAGCCACGCGAUGUGACUCUCCAUGGCGUUGCAGCAGCUUUUCCACAUGCGACGCGUCCUCCCCUCCUCCGAACGCUUCGUAGAGUUACACAAAGUGGCGGCAGGAAUCAACGGCUGCAGCAGGCAGCCCGAAAUGACAAGGCAAUUCAAAGGGAGAGCUAAGCUAGGAUUUAAUUUUAAGGACAGUCUCCUGACAAGCAUGCUCAGGCAGGUGCAAUCCAUGCAGAAACCGCUUUCCACCUCUCGCUGCCAGAGCGGACGACCUUGCUAGCAUAGAUUUUUGUCGUGCCCGUUGCCAGAUGAGCGACUCCUUCCAGAGGUAAAACACAGAACAGGUGUCCCCAGCCACCUGAGAAACGCACUGUAGCUCACGACAUGCAGCUCUCCAGCUUGCCUGCCAGAAGCGCGUGCAGCGGCGUUUUUCAUACGUGAAACAACCAGUUCCUUCUUUACUAAAAUCCAUGCCUGUGAGAUAUAUAAAUCUAUGGUUUAUGAUGCCUUCAAGGGCUUCCUGGUCUUAAAGACUGGUGCCAGGUAGCCCCUGCCCUCUGCACCGAAUGCUGCAGUGCAGAGGGAGAUCCCAGCUCUCAGAAGACUUAACAAGCAGCUGUGUGCGAGCGUCUCUUCUCAUACUCACACUGCCAGAACACUGCCUUUCCACUUCUGAAGAGAGGAAUAAAGAGGGGAGAACAAAAUGGCAGAUGUAAACUCCAAGAGAGUAUCUCAGUUCUUGCAGAAAUGCGUCAAGCCAGAGGACAACGGAGGAGACUCGCAGCCAAAAGAGGAGACAACAGAAGAGCAAUCUCUUCCUAUCAUCACUCAGUCCUACCCUCAGACAGUACAAGAGGAAAUAUCAAUGGUCUUCAACACAUACAAUAUGGCAGCCAACCUUGGGCCAGCCUCCAGGAGGAAGAGAGAGAAAGGCACCAGUCACGAUGGCACAAGUACCUCUCUCUACGUUGACCGCCGGAAGUCUAAAGUCUGGAAUUACUACACGAAGCUCGGAGACGCCUAUGUCGAGUGCAACGUCUGCAAGAAGCAGCUCUCCUUCCAUAACAGUACCACCACGAUGCGGGAGCACCUGGUGAGGAAGCACAGCAUCCGCGACACUUUACUGUCACAGCUCAAAGACGAUCAGGCUUCUGAGUCCGACUACACAGCUCAGGAAAACGUUGUGAAGCGGUCCAGGCAAACGACGCCAGAAAACAGUCUGUACCACGCCGCGUCCUGCUCAGAACCGAGGACUGACAUGAUUCUGGAGCUGGUGCUCGAGAUGAUAUUCCGCGACCUGCACCCUCUUUCCAUAGUAAAAGACAAAGGUUUUGGGCUCCUCAUUGGGUACCUGGAACCUAGUUUUACUCUCCCAUCACCUGUGCAGCUCUCCAGCAUGUUGUGGCACAGGUACAACGUAGUCAAGCAGCACCUAGAGCACUAUUUGCAAACAGCUCAGGCCAUCGUCAUCUGCGUGGAGUUCUGGGUCUCCCAGCUCAGUCAGACAUACCUGACAAUCAUGGCUAACUUCAUCGACGGGGAAUGGCGUCGGGCAAGGUGCGUUAUGGAAACGCAGCAAGUGCAUGAAAACAAAGCCGAGGGCAAUUUAGGAGAGAAGCUGUAUGCUGUCCUGUCUGAAUUUGGUUUGUCCAACAAGUCUGUUUUCUGCGUAAUGCAUGACAGCCUGCAGAACACAGCAGCGAAUUCGCAACAGCUGAAAAACGUGUACGGCUGGACCAGCCUGUGCUGCGCUGCUCACACCCUUCAUCUCUGCAUCAAAGCCGGGCUGGAAGUUGAGCAGGUACAAGAGGCUCUGAGCACUGCUCGGGGCAUUGUGAGACAGGACGCAAAAGCCACCUGCUCUUUAAAUAGUAAGCUAGAAGCCAUCAAUAAAACCAAGCUGAAACUGGUGAUGGACGUGGGGUCUCGCUGGAUAACAACAAUUGAAAUGUGCGAGAGUCUCCUGGAUCUCAAGUGGGCUAUCAUGUCCGUCUUAGAGGAACAUCCCAAAGGCAUAGCAGCUGUUCAGAACUUGGCUGACCACCAGUGGAAGCUCUUGCAGGACCUGGUACCAGUCAUGAGGACAAUUAAGAUUGCUACUUCGUUCUUGCGGGAGGAGCAGAACGUAUCCAUAUCGUCUCUGAUGCCUUGCAUUCAUGGGAUCGUCACUGCCAUUGGGCAGCAGUCGGAAGAGGCCAGCAGUGUCAUCAAGACAGUCGUAGGCAAUAUAAGGUCAGAGCUGACACAGCGCUGGGGCAUAUCGGAGGAUGAGAAAGUGCUGGAAAGCCCAGCAGUUAUUGCCUCCUUUUUAGACCCCCGAUUCAAAGAGAUGAGGUUUCUGAGCCCCAGCCUGAGAAGUGAACUACAUAAAAGAGUCAAAAAUAUGCUGUCGCAGGUUUUCAAUUACCAGUCCCCAUCUGCUACCCAUUUUUGGAUGCCAAACUCAGAUUACAAAGCAGAGGGUGGAGAAACAGCUAGCCAGCUGUCUGCUCACAAGGACAGAUGCUCAAGCAGCCAGUCACAGAGCAUGUAUGACAUCCUUUUGGGGAAGGACCCAACAGAGAGCAUGCCCGAGAUCCACCAGCAAUUGGAAAACUACAUUGUAGAGCCCCUCUGCAAACGCAGCACCAACCCCCUGGACUGGUGGAAAAGCAACGAGCACCGCUUCCCGGCCGUGGCAAGACUGAGCAGGCAGUACCUCGCUGUCCCAGCAACAGCUGUAUUGCCUGACCAGGCUUUCGCCGCCAGCGAGAGCGCCCUGGAACAUCGGCGGGCGGUCCUGGCACCUGAGAAUCUGGACCAAAUUCUGUUCUUGCACCAAAACUUUGAUUUUUUAGAAUCAAUGAGAAACAGUAAUGAGACUCGUAACAGAAGUCUACACUAAGAUGUGUGGAGAAGGGUAUGUGGAGCUCUUUCAUUGGUCAGCAGGUGUUUACUGGAUGUGUCAGGCUUUCCGACACUCAGUUGUUGGUCCAACACCCCCAGUGCAGUUACCCAUCUACGCCAGUGGGAGCCAAUGCUGAAUAUUUUUCCAAAUUCCUGCCUAUGCCUUUUUGUAAUCACUUUGGCAAUAUUCACAGUGAAGAGCAAGCUCAGGAGGAGGUGU
This is a messenger RNA of Struthio camelus australis, 3475 nucleotides long. The record is from RefSeq and is a predicted model, not a curated record. NCBI's taxonomy places the organism in Eukaryota, Metazoa, Chordata, Aves, Struthioniformes, Struthionidae.